Messenger RNA from Dunckerocampus dactyliophorus (ringed pipefish), 3666 nucleotides. It is a transcript of the gene stx17, whose product is annotated as syntaxin 17. The transcript is spliced from 7 exons. Lineage: Eukaryota; Metazoa; Chordata; Actinopteri; Syngnathiformes; Syngnathidae. The record is from RefSeq and is a predicted model, not a curated record. Gene Ontology annotation, cellular component: endomembrane system; SNARE complex; autophagosome membrane. Gene Ontology annotation, molecular function: SNAP receptor activity; SNARE binding. Gene Ontology annotation, biological process: exocytosis; vesicle fusion; intracellular protein transport. Bases 212 to 1123 code for a protein of 303 amino acids.
GCCGUCACCGCUGUUUGAAGUCGGACAGGUUCGCAGACGCUUUCGUCAAUUGUUUACAAAUAACAACUGUCAGAAACUCGCCAUACAGUUACGAAUGUUUUUUUCCCUCCACAAAAUGGAACGGUGAAACAUAAGUAUUGGGGUUUAAGAGAUAUUCUCUCUCUGAGAUCAAGCCCAGCAGGCGCGUGGUAUCACGUCAGCACAGGUCCCCAUGGCAGAGGAAGCCACUAAGCUGACACUGAGGCGCCUGGAGGCCCCCAUACACAAGUUCAUUAAAGUGGCUCUACCCACCGACCUGGAGAGGCUGCAGAAACACCACAACAACAUACUGAAGUAUCAACAAAGCCAGCAAUGGGACCGCCUUCAUCAAGAGCACAUAAAUGCCAGCCGUACUGUUCAGCAGCUGCGGGCAAACAUCCGAGAGAUGGAGAAGCUGUGCAGCCGCGUCCGCACGGAAGACGCCACAGCUCUAGAGAGGCUCGUUACGCCGGUCAAGGACAGGGCGUCGGCCGCCACACGAGACUUCCUGCAGCUGCACUCCAAUCCCGCACCUCAGCCUGCACCGCCUUCGCCGUCACCCGAUGCCCGGCCGUCGUCCGGCAGUUGCGAGUCGAGCAGUUUAUGUGCUGAUGAUGAGGCAGAGGAGCCCGUUUGUGGAUGGCAAGUUCAGUCUCAACUACCAGAGAUCCCUGCAGAAGAAAAUGCUGCUGAGUCCUGGGAGAACCUGGAGGAGGAUUUGAAGGAGCUGAGUGGUCUGGUGACAACCUUCUCAGUGCUCGUCCACUCCCAGCAGGAGAAGAUUGACAGCAUCGAGGACAACGUCAACACAGCCGCUGCCAACGUGGAGGAGGGGACCAAGAGCCUGGGGAAGGCAGUGGGCUACAAAUUGGCGGUGCUGCCGUUGGCCGGGGCUUUACUGGGCGGGGUUUUAGGGGGUCCGCUGGGCCUGCUGGCCGGGUUCAAAGCCGCAGGUGUGGCCGCCGCCGUUGGAGGUGGCGCCCUGGGCUUUGCGGGAGGCAACCUGGUCCAGAAGCACCGCAAAGGCCUACUGGAACUGCAGAUGAAACAGCUGACAGCACCGCCACCGCUGGAGGCGGGGUCGGGCGAGGACGAGGACAAGUGAUGCGGCGCGGACAACACCGCCCUCUUUAUGCCUGACGCCUGACUCGUAAGCAGAGCUGUAAAGCUGUUAUGUAAAAGCAGCCUGAAAACACAAAACACUGUGAAAAGAGUUUCCGUCAGGAUGGGAAUCCAUUUAUUUAGGACGCGUGUAACCCAACUUUUUAAUGAGGUUGCGUCACACUGACAUACAGUAUUUGUGUGCUCAUAUUCAGCAUAAAACAGAGGCGCCAUCAUCUUCCACGCUGUCUGCCGACUGUACGUUCUUUGGAAUGAGUGACUGGCCACAACAUUUACACAGCAUAAUGAAAUUCCAUACAAGAGCCGAUUAUUUUAAUGACCGCAAUGCACAAACCUCAGCCCAGUGCAGCAAUUCGCUCUACGUGUGCCAUCACUUUGUUAUACAACGCUGUGUUGCCUCAUUCGUUCUGUCCGUUCGUUUCAGUUGUGUUAAUUAAUUAAUAACUGGCAGGAGGAGCAAUCACAUUCCACGUAAUGUGGCCACGCUUGACACCAUUUCUUCAGACUUGGAUUAGUUCAAGUCUUUAUAUUUAUUAAAGAAAACAAUAUAUAUAAUAAUAUUAAAGAAACAAUAUUUACCUCCUAUUUUCUGACCAAAGAAGGUAACGAAAACAGCUCUUUGUAGAUUAUAUUGAGUGUUUUUGUGUACUGCUGUUAUGCAAGGUAGAGCUUAUCGUUAAUAACUGGUGGGAGGAGCGAUCACAUUCAUCAUGACGUGUCUUUGUUGCACUCGCAUGUGCCCUUGCUUCUGCGAGAUUAUUUCACGUCAGGAGGAUUAUUAUUUCAUGCCUUAAUAUUUAUUUUUGUGACGCACGGUGGAAGUUUUUAUUAGUAACUGGCAGGAGGAGUGCUCACACUAAUUAUAAUGUGGCUGCACAUGACAGAGCGUACCAUGCAAGGUAGAGCUUGUCGUUAAUAACUGGUGGGAGGAGCGAUUGCACACAUCUUGGUUACACUCGCAUGCGCCCGUGUGUCAGCGAGCAUACUUUAGGACUACAAAUGAUUUCAAGUUUCUAUUUAUUUUUGUAAAGCAAGGUGGCGGAUAUCAUGAAUACCUGGCGGGAGGAGUGAUGACACUGAUUGUGUGACUUAACCAGAUUGUGCAUUUGCCCGAGCAUGAUCAAAGUUACGGUUGACUUUGACUUUAUGGAUUAUUUACCUUUAGGUUCAUUUGCGUUGUGCAAAAUGGUGCUUAUGAUUAAUAACUGGCGGGAGGAGGGACAACAUUAAUUUCAUGACUCGACUAUCCCCCUGUGUGAGUUAGUAUACGGUUGGCUUUGACUUUGUGGAUUGUUUCUAUUUCUGUCCAGAAAUACCAGAGCUCUGUUGGCUUUACAAUACAAGUCAAAAGAAUAUCAGCAAAUGUAGCUCGAAGAAUAUUAGCAAACGUCGCUGACUCCACAGCUUGUGCUGUCUGGUAUUUCUGUCAGUAUCACCAAUGACUGGCGGGAGGCUUGAUGACAUUCAUUUUAUGACUCGACCAGAUUGCGUAUGUGCCCGUGCAUGAGCAAGUUUAAAGUUGGUUUUGACUUUAUGGAUUAUUCCAGUCUGUGUAUUUGCGUUAUGUAAAAUGGUGGUUAUCAUCAACUACUGGGGGGAGGAGCGAGAACAUUAAUUUUAUGACUCGACUACGUGCUCCUGUGGUUGGCUUUUUACUUUAUGGAUUAUUGCAGUCUUUCUGUUCAUUUGUGUUAUGUAAAAUAGUGGUUAUCAUCAAUAACUGGCAGGUGGAGCGACAUUAAUUUUAUUAGUCGACUAUGCGUCCCUGUGUGAGUAAGCUUACAGUUGGCUUUUGACUUUAUGGAUUAUUCCAGUCUUUCUGUGUAUUUGUGUUAUGUAAAAUGGUGGUUGGUUAUCAUGAAUAACUGGCAGCAGGAGCGACAUUUGUUUUAUGACUCCACUACAUGCUCCUGUGUUUGGCUACGACUUCAUGGACGAUUCCAGUCCUUCUAUUCAUUCGCGUUAUGUAAAAAAAGUGGUUGUCAGUAACUGGCGGGAGGAGCGACUUUCAUUUUCCACCUCGACUAUGUGCUCCUGUGGUUGGCUUUGACUUUAUGGAUUUGUGUAUUUGCGUUAUGUAAAAUGGUGGUUAUCAUCAAUAACUGGCGGGAGGAGCGACAACAAUUUAAUGACUGAAUAACUGCCCCCAUGUGAGUAAGCAUACGGUUGCUUGGACUUAGUUAACUAUGUUUUUAUUUCUCUAUAGCAAGGUAAUAACUAGCGGGACAGCAGUUUAUCAAAACAUUCAUUGCAAAAUAAGGUAAUGAAAACAGCUGUCUGUAGAUUGUAUUGAAUGUUUCUAUGCUUUAUCGAUACAGCUCUUAUUGGAUCAUUAGUGUGUGCGGGUGUACCCGAUGUGCAGUGAGUACAAAUAGUGUUUUGUUGUCCCACGAUGAGAAACCACUCUGACUAUAUUGUAUUAAAAUACACUGUGCUAUAAUAUUGCUGUAUUGUAUAUUUACGUGAAACACACCAAAGUGCCAAUUUGUUGGUCACUGAUGUGUUAAAUAAACUCUAUAGUUCCAA